UUGCGGCCGCUAGGCGGCGCCUUCAGUUUUUUCGCACACCUCUUUCGUCGCCAGAUGACGUGUUGAUUUCCCGGCAUUCUGUCGUUGUCAGGUCCUUCCUGUGUGUCCGCCAUUAGAGAGAGCAGACAUGGCGAUCAGGUAUCCUAUGGCCGUUGGCCUUAACAAAGGCCACCCUACCACCAAGAAUGUGAUGAAGCCCAGACAGAGCCGUAGAAGAGGGCGCCUGACCAAGCACACCAAGUUCGUUCGGGACAUGAUCCGCGAGGUGUGUGGCUUCGCCCCCUACGAGAGACGCGCCAUGGAGCUGCUGAAGGUCUCCAAGGAUAAGCGCGCCCUCAAGUUCAUCAAGAAAAGGGUCGGAACUCACAUCCGUGCCAAGAGAAAGAGGGAGGAGCUCAGCAACGUCCUGGCUGCCAUGAGAAAGGCUGCCGCCAAGAAGGAUUAGCCUCUGUAACGUUGAUAUCAGAAAUAAAAAUAUUUGUAAAAACCA
This is a messenger RNA of Acipenser ruthenus (sterlet), 490 nucleotides long. Its product is annotated as large ribosomal subunit protein eL36. Gene Ontology annotation, cellular component: cytosolic large ribosomal subunit; ribosome. The record is from RefSeq and is a predicted model, not a curated record. Gene Ontology annotation, biological process: cytoplasmic translation. Gene Ontology annotation, molecular function: structural constituent of ribosome. The transcript is spliced from 4 exons. NCBI's taxonomy places the organism in Eukaryota, Metazoa, Chordata, Actinopteri, Acipenseriformes, Acipenseridae. Bases 128 to 445 code for a protein of 105 amino acids.